Vigna radiata var. radiata (mung bean) is the source of this 1495-nucleotide messenger RNA. Its product is annotated as heparan-alpha-glucosaminide N-acetyltransferase-like. The record is from RefSeq and is a predicted model, not a curated record. The transcript has 13 exons. NCBI's taxonomy places the organism in Eukaryota, Viridiplantae, Streptophyta, Magnoliopsida, Fabales, Fabaceae. Bases 1 to 1491 code for a protein of 496 amino acids.
AUGGAUGAAGGAACUAAGAGAAUGGAAGAAGGCCUGAAUUCACCAUUGAAUGGAGAUGGUAUUAAGAAUGGUUUGAAGAAGCAGGUAACCAUAAAAAGCAGUGACGGAGGUUCUACCGUUGAGCAUGACAGAGACACAACGGCUGUGGAUGAGUCGGCGGAGCCACCACUGGUUAAGAAGAAGACCAAGAGAGUUGCCACCCUCGAUGCAUUUAGGGGUCUCACCAUCGUGUUGAUGAUCCUGGUAGACGAUGCUGGUGAAGCUUAUCCACGCAUUGAUCACUCUCCAUGGAAUGGAUGUACUUUGGCCGAUUUCGUUAUGCCGUUCUUUCUUUUCAUUGUUGGGGUUGCCAUAGCCCUUGCACUCAAGAGAAUCCCCAAGAAAAAGGAUGCUGUAAAGAAGAUAAUUCUUAGGACAAUUAAACUUCUCUUCUGGGGUAUAAUUUUGCAAGGGGGUUACUCUCAUGCUCCUAAUGAUCUUGAAUAUGGAGUUAACAUGAAAUUUAUCCGAUGGUGUGGCAUUCUCCAGAGAAUAGCUCUUGUAUACUGUGUUGUAGCUCUAAUAGAGACAUUUACCACCAAGCUUAGACCCACAACGUUGAGUUCUGGAAACCUAUCCAUUUUUACUGCUUAUAAAUGGCUUGGAGGUUUUGUAGCAUUUCUCAUUUACAUGAUCACAACCUUCACUCUCUACGUUCCUGAUUGGAGUUUCGUGGAUCGUUUUAACGGCGAUGAACCGAAGAGAUACACGGUCAUUUGUGGGAUGAGAGGACACCUAGGGCCAGCAUGUAACGCUGUCGGAUACGUGGACCGACAGGUUUGGGGGGUCAACCAUCUUUAUUCUCAACCUGUGUGGAGACGCUUAAAGGCGUGUACCCUAAAUUAUCCUGGAGAUGGUCCUUUCCGUGAGGAUGCUCCAAGUUGGUGUCGUGCUCCUUUUGAGCCUGAAGGCUUGUUGAGUUCUAUAUCAGCGAUCAUCUCUGGCACUAUUGGGAUCCACUAUGGGCACGUCUUGAUUCACUUCAAGGGUCAUUUGGAGAGGCUAAAACACUGGAUCUUAAUGGGGCUUGUGUUACUCAUCAUAGCCAUAAUCCUUCACUUCACAGAUGCUAUCCCAAUUAACAAGCAACUCUACAGUUUCAGCUAUGUUUGUUUCACAGCUGGGGCAGCUGGAAUUGUUUUCUCUGGGUUCUACAUACUGAUCGAUGUUUUGGGGCUCCGAACUCCAUUUUUGUUCUUGGAAUGGAUAGGAAUGAAUGCUAUGCUAGUAUUCGUGAUGGCAGCUCAGGGAAUAUUUGCAGCUUUUGUAAAUGGAUGGUAUUAUGAAGAUCCACGUAACUCCCUAGUACACUGGAUCAAGAAGCAUGUGUUUGACAAUGUCUGGCACUCGGAGAGAGUGGGAACCAUAAUGUAUGUCAUCUUUGCAGAAAUCACAUUCUGGAGCGUGGUUUCUGGCGUCUUACACAAAUUACGAAUAUAUUGGAAACUAUAAUUCC